AUGCAGGCGCGUAAGAAGUAUGUCCUGCUGGGGCUGUGUGCUUGCUGCUGGCUGCUGCUCUUCUACUGGGGCGGCGGGGUCCAGGUCCGUCUCUUCAAGCUGCUGGGGCGGCCGAGGGGUCAGGUGGUGCGUCCCUGGCCCAACUGGACCGACCGGGCCUUCCUGCCGGGCUAUGCCCAGCUGGAGGAACUCCAGACAGGGCCGGGUUCCGCCGAGUCCCCCCACCAGCGUCACCAAGCCUGGACGGGCAUCUAUAAAGACAGUCGCUGCCGCAUGGAGACCUGCUUUGACUUUACGAGAUGUCGACGUAGAGGGCGGGAUGGGUUUAGAGUAUACGUCUACCCGUCGGAGAAGGGCGAGCGUGUGUCGGAGAGCUAUCGUAAGAUACUGACGUCUAUAGGCGAGUCGCGGUACUACACCACGGACCCUCGCGAGGCGUGUCUCUUCGUUUUGGGGAUUGACACUCUGGACCGAGACCAGCUCUCGGGGCAGUUCGUGCCCAACCUGGACGAUCGUAUCAAAGGUUACCCGCUCUGGAACGAGGGACGGAACCACCUUGUCUUUAAUCUGUACUCGGGCACCUGGCCCAACUACAAUGAGGACCUGGGCUUCAAUAUUGGCCAGGCCAUCCUGGCUAAAGCCAGCCUCAACACGGAACACUUCAGGCCCGGGUUCGACGUCUCCAUCCCCCUGUUCUCCAAGGAGCACCCCCAGAAGGGGGGCGAGAGGGGCUGGUUGGUGCGAAACACGGUGCCCCCACGCAGGAAGUACCUAUUGAUGUUCAAAGGGAAGCGGUAUCUAACGGGCAUCGGGUCAGACACCCGUAACGCCCUGCAUCACAUCCAUAACGGGAAGGACAUCGUGUCUCUCACCACAUGCCGUCACGGGAAGGACUGGGAGAAACACAAAGAUGCCCGCUGUGACCAUGACAACCUGGAGUAUGAGAAGUUUGAUUACCAGGAGCUGCUCCACAAUUCCACCUUCUGCCUGGUUCCCCGGGGGCGUCGCCUGGGCUCCUUUCGCUUCCUAGAGUCUCUACAGGCGGCGUGUAUUCCAGUGUUGCUCAGUAAUGGUUGGGAGCUGCCCUUCUCUGAUGUCAUCCAGUGGAACCAGGCUGUCAUAGAAGGAGAUGAGCGAUUGCUACUACAGGUCCCGUCUACAGUGCGUGCGGUGGGAAAUGAGCGGGUCUUAGCUCUGAGGCAGCGGACCCAGAUGCUGUGGGAGGCUUACUUCUCCUCCGUGGACAAGAUAGUCCUCACCACACUGGAGAUAAUCAAAGACCGGGUGUUCUCCCACAUCUCCAGAAAUAAGUACAUGUGGAACGCCUUACCAGGAGGCCUGCUCGUCCUGCCAGAGUACUCCACUCACUUGGCCCACUUCCCCUUCUACUACCUGAGCUUAGGGGUCAGUCCAGGUCAAGAGUUCACCGCCAUCAUCCAUGCCAUCUCUCCAUUGGUCUCCCAGUCUCAGCCAAUCAUGAAGCUGCUUCAGGUGGUCUCCAAGUCCAAAUACUGUUCACAGAUCAUCAUCCUGUGGAACAGUGAGAAGCCGCCGCCCCACAGGAGUAAAUGGCCACCCAUGCCUGUCCCCCUCACUGUGACAGACGGUAGGAGGAAGGUGAGUGACAAUGACACGAGCAGUCGUUUCCUGCCCAACGUGGCCAUAGAGACAGAGGCAGUACUGAGUCUGGAUGAAGAUACAGUCCUGCUGACCAGUGAGGUGAACUUUGCCUUCUUGGUGUGGAGGAGUUUUCCUGAGCGCAUCGUGGGCUACCCUCCCAGGAGUCACUUCUGGGACCCGGCCAAGCAUGCGUGGGGGUACACCUCCAAGUGGACUAACGAGUACUCCAUCGUUCUGACGGGAGCAGCCUUCUACCACAGGUACUAUCACUACCUGUUCUCCCACUACCUGCCCCCCUCACUGCGGGCGCUGGUGGACCGCACUUCCAACUGUGAGGACAUCCUCAUGAACUUCCUGGUUUCCUCCGUCACCCACCUGCCACCAAUCAAAGUGGCCCAGAGGAAGCAGUACAAGGAGCUGCCCAGCCCACAGGGUACGAAGAUGAGCGCUCCGUGGGCCAACCCAGAGCACUUUACCCAGAGACAGGAGUGUGUGAACAGCUUUGCCAGAUGGUUCGGCUACAUGCCCCUGGUCCACUCCCAGUUCCGCCUGGACCCCCUGCUCUUCAAGGACCAGGUGUCUGUCCUGCGCAAGAAGUACAAGGAUCUGGAACGUGCCUGACCGAGACAGAAACACUGUGUGGAGGCCUGGUCUGGUGAUACAAGGAUCUGGAACGUGCCUGACCGAGACAGAAACACUGUGUGGAGGCCUGGUCUGGUGAUACAAGGAGGGAGGGGACCUAAAGCGAAGAGAGACUCCGCCUCCAGGGGUCUGAGACAACAGGCUAUUGGAGGAGUAAACAUAUGGAGGAAGCCUUAUGUCCUCUGUGAUUGGUUCUCCAUUGACGGGUGAAUGAACACUUGAAGAUGUCACUCACUCCCAUUGCUGUUUGAAUGGAGUGGAAGGGAAUUUCAUAUCAAAGGAAGGCGCCAAGAGGACAGUUAAUGGUGCAGUGCACUCCAGCUGGUGUAUUUCUACAGUACACCGGCGAGUUGAGAAUGUCGCACAGCGAUUGGUUCAUUUCACAUCACGUAACUGUCAGACCAAUAAAAACGGCAGUAUUCAACACACAUGUAGACUUCUGACAUCACAAAGCAUUAAUUCAACUGCAUUCACCAGACCCUUAAAAGUAUCA
Messenger RNA from Salvelinus namaycush (lake trout), 2755 nucleotides. Its product is annotated as exostosin-1c-like. The record is from RefSeq and is a predicted model, not a curated record. The transcript has 11 exons. Gene Ontology annotation, molecular function: glycosyltransferase activity. Gene Ontology annotation, cellular component: membrane. The coding region runs from base 1 to 2241 and encodes 746 amino acids. NCBI's taxonomy places the organism in Eukaryota, Metazoa, Chordata, Actinopteri, Salmoniformes, Salmonidae.